AUGGAGGCUUACUGUGUAGGACUUGAGCAAUUGCUUGUUCAACUGGCGACUGCUACUGAUACAGAAUCAAUAAGAACGGCCACAAAUACGCUUAGCAGACAAUACUUUAACAAUAAAAACUGUGUACCCGCUUUAAUUGAAAUUAUUACCAAAUCAACGCAAUCGCAGGUACGACAACUUGCAGCAGUCGAAGCACGAAAACGCGUCUCAAAAUGGUGGUCGAAAAUCGAUCAGAAUACUCAGACUUUGAUGAAAAAUCAUUUACUUGAAGUAAUAUUACGAGAACCAGAACGUCUCGUAAAUCACGCAACAGCCCGCGUUAUCUCCAGUAUCGCAAAAGUGGAGUUACCGGCUGGCACUUGGAACGAAUUACCACAAUUUUUGUAUGAUUGUUGUAAGAGCUCUAAUUCUGGUCAACGAGAGGUUGGGAUCUAUGUUUUGUACACCCUAUUUGACACGAUAACCGAUGUUUUCUCCGAGCAUAAGCAGCUAUUUGAAUUGUUUAGCGUGACAAUCAAUGAUCCCGAAAGUAAAGUCGUCCGUGUCACAACUUUGCAGGCGCUUGGUAAAGUUGCAGAAUCAAUUGACAACGAUCAAGAGGAAGAAGUUCAACUGUUUAGACAACUUAUCCCGUCGAUGGUCAAUGUGCUUCAACAAUGUUUAACGGAAAAUGAUGAAAAUUCCGCGACUGAAUGUUUCGAAGUUUUUGAAGCUUUGCUAACGCUGGAAGCACCAUUACUAUCAAAUCACAUACCGCAGCUCAUCGAGUUCUUUCUGAAUACCGCGCAAAACAAAGAACUCGAUGACUCGUUGCGUAUAAUGGCUUUGCAAUUUCUAAUAUGGGCAACUGUCUAUAAAAAGACUAAAAUCCAACGACUGAAACUUCUUGCCUUCCGCGUGAUUAAUACCCUUUCAACAAACUUACCUCCAGCACAAGUAUUCCCCUUUGUAAUAAAUCAUGUGGUCGGGUAUAUGCAGCAACCUGAUCCUAAUUAUCGGAAAGCUGCAAUGAUGGCAUUAGCGGUGUUAAUUGAAGGAUGUGCCGAUUAUAUUCGCCCUAAAUUCAAUGAUUUACUACUAGUAGUAAGUGCCGGGCUCCAAGACCCAGAAACUAUCGUACGAAGAGCUGCGUGUAUUGCACUAGGAUGUUUUGCUGAGGAACUCGACGAAGAAAUCGCGGCAAACCAUGCAACACUCCUGCCUCUCGUCUUCUCCCUAAUAAACGAUCCAAGUCCCGAUAUUCCAAAACAUGCAUGCAAUGCUUUAGACGCGAUUCUCGAAGGACUUGGUGACGAGAUUGUGCAGUAUUUGCCGUUGCUGAUGGAGAAACUUUUGAUUAUUUUGGAUCAAGGUGCAGAUGAAGUGAAAGCGACGGUGACUGCUGCUAUUGGAAGUGCGGCACAUGCCGCUGGAGAGGAAUUUAAACCGUAUUUUGACGAAGUGGUAAAAAGACUAUAUGUCUUGAUGACGAUAAAUCAAGGCACUGAAGGAUUAUUGUUACGAGGUGUUGCUACCGAUACUGUUGGUGCUGUGGCGGAAGCAGUUGGAAAAGAAGUAUUUAAAACGCAUGUUCAUGAAAUUAUGAAAUUGGCAAUCGACGGAAUGCAAUUAGAUUCUGCGCGACUUCGUGAAUGUAGUUACUGCCUAUUUGCCGUAAUGGCUCGUGUAUUCCAGGACGAAUUUGCGCCUUAUCUUGAGGCUGUAAUGCCACAAUUAAUAAAAAGUUGCCAAAUUGAAGAGAAAGAUUUAUUUAGUAUUAAUGAAAACCAAUUAGAAGAAGAAGCAGAGGUUGACGAAGACAUUAACGAAGAUGAUUUCGCUGUUAACUCUGCCGUAGUCGACGAAAAAGAAAUUGCCGCCGACGCGAUUGGUGAAAUCUUUCAACACACCCGAGGACAUUUUCUGCCAUAUGUAGAGCUAUGUGUUGUGGAACUCAAAAAAUUGUCGAAUCAUUAUUCGGAGGGCGUUAGAAAGGCAGUCACGUGUUCGUUGUUUAGCUUUUUGUCAACGUUUUAUUCAAUGUCCGAUCCGGCAGAAUGGCAGCCCGGAUUACCUCUAAAAGUGCCAAUACAUAAUAAUGUCACUCAUAUGAUUAAAGCUGUCAUGCCAGAUAUUUUGCUUGUGUGGGAGGACGAGGAAAGCAAGUAA
Molecule: messenger RNA, 2148 nt
Organism: Ambispora gerdemannii
Lineage: Eukaryota; Fungi; Glomeromycota; Glomeromycetes; Archaeosporales; Ambisporaceae
Source: the annotation of a GenBank genome assembly